AUGAGCUUCCUGAUCACUGGAGGAGUGGGCGGGACCAUACCAAACGCAAACAUGGCGGCGUCCUUAGAUGAUGAUUUUGAGUCUGAUAACCAGGACUACUACUCUCUACUCAACGUCAGGAAAGAGGCUACAUUGGAAGAGCUAAAGGCUUCAUAUCGCAGGCUGUGUAUGCUCUACCAUCCUGACAAACAUCGCGACCCGGAGCUGAAAAGCCAGGCUGAACAGCUUUUCAACCAGGUGCACCAAGCGUAUGAAGUGCUGAGUGAUGCUCACUCCAGAUCCAUCUACGACAUCUUUGGGAAGAAAGGGUUGGAGGUGGAAGGUUGGGAGGUGGUGGAGAGAAAGAGAACUCCAGCGGAAAUUAGAGAGGAAUACGAAAGGCUGCAGAGAGAAAGAGAAGAGAGGAGACUGCAGCAAAGAACUAACCCCAAGGGAACAAUAAGCGUCGGCGUAGAUGCAACAGACCUGUUUGACCGCUAUGAUGAGGACUUCGAAGAGAUUCCGGGUGGGGGAUUUCCUCACAUUGAAAUCAACAAGAUGCACAUUUCCCAGUCGAUAGAGGCUCCUUUGACAAACUCUGACACAGCAGUGCUCUCUGGUUCGCUCUCUACACACAACGGGAACGGAGGGGGCAACAUUAACAUGACCGUGCGAAGGGUCACUUCAGCCAAGGGCUGGGGAGAGGUGGAGUUGGGUGCAGGAGACAUACUCGGACCUCUCAUUGGGUUAAAGGUGUUUCGCAACCUCACUCCACGGUGUUUCUUGACAGCUCAGUGCGGUUUGCAGUUCUCUCCUCGAGGUUUAAGGCCGAGCUGUUCCCUGAUGACAGCACGCCACCUGGACCAGAACACCAUGGGUUAUCUGCAGUGGCGUUGGGGGCCCAACAGCGCCAUGACCACCAGCCUGGUCCGAGACACAAAGAGCAGCCAUUUUACUCUUGCUCUGCAGCUGGGUGUGGCUCAUUCUUACCUGAUGAUGAGCUACCAGUACAAGUUCCAGGACGAGGACCAGACCAAAGUGAAGGGCUCUAUAAAGACAGGCUGGUUUGGAACUGUUGUGGAAUAUGGAGCAGAGAGGAAGAUCAGCCGACACAGUGUCCUGUCAGCCACUGUCAGCAUUGGGGUCCCUCAGGGAGUCACACUCAAGAUCAAGUUAGCGCGUGCCAGUCAGACGUACCUUUUUCCAGUCCAUCUCACGGAUCAGCUGCUGCCCAGUGCUGUUUUCUACGCCACUGUGGGGCCCCUGCUGGUCUAUCUGGCCAUACACAGACUCAUCAUCAUCCCAUAUACACAAGCACAGAAAGAGCAAGAGUUGGAGCUACACAGGAAAAGCUCCUCUGCAGACAUCGCCAAGAAGAAGCACGAGGCAGAGUCCGCUGUUCUGCUGAUGCAGGAGUCUGUGAGGAGAAUCAUAGAAGGGGAAGAAUCCAAGAUGGGUCUGAUCAUCCUGAAUGCCUGGUAUGGAAAGUUUGUGUCAGACACCAGUCUGAAGCAGGAGAAAGCAAAGGUCAUUGACGUCACUGUGCCUCUGCAAUGUCUGGUCAAGGACUCCAAACUAAUUCUCACCGAGGCCUCCAAGGCAGGGUUGCCAGGCUUCUACGACCCCUGUGUAGGAGAGGAGAAGAGUCUGAAAUUACUGUACCAGUUCAGGGGUGCCAUGCACCAGGUCAUCUCUGCAGACACAGAGUCGCUACGGUUACCCAAGCAAUCUCACAGAAUUGAGUCAGAGUCCUAGGAGCCCCCCCCCCCCAACUGUUGCAGCAUCGGAGGGGAUUUUUUUUGCGUAAAGACAUCCACCCCAGAAAGGAGACCCAUCAACAAACGGCCCAUCUCCCUCCUCUGGUCCUCCUCUGUCGUGGUUUUAGUGAGUCUUUAUCGACCAUCCGAUCCUCUCUCUCCUGCUGUCCGUCUCCUAGGUUCAUCAGAACAGAGGAGCCGGCACGGCGCUCCUACAAGGUGUAAUCCUUUGUGUUAAUACCUGCCUUCCAGUGUGAAUCAGAAACUGGCACCGAGCAGUUUCAUAAAUGCACUACACAGAGGGACCGAUUGCCACGGCAGACGUGGAGACCAUUCCUAUCAGCGAUGAGCUAAAAGUGCACAUACAUUUAAAGAUGUUCCUUGACAUCUGCAUCAAGUAUAUAGAAAUGAAUGGACUGUCAUCGUCGUUUUACCCCAAGUUUAACUAAAAUAUGUUAUGCCACUUUAAUAACUUGUGUAAAUGUUUCGAGGCACCACUCUGCAGGAUCUCAGUGACCCUGAGGCUGGACCUUCAGAGGAUUGAUAAUGUAACCCCUGUUUUUGUUUGUUGAAAUGGCUACCUAGUGUAUUCUGCCUAUUAGUGACAGGUGCUGCUCAGGUGCAAAGUGGUGCUCAAAACAUACAUAUAUUUGAGGGUUGGGAGAUGGAAGUUGGAGGGAUUUUAAAGGAAAGUGACAAAGAAGCUGUGAUUACUGUGUUCGGAAAGGACAGGCUUGAAUUCUUCAUUAGUUUUAAUAAUGCAGGCUAGACUCGAACUAAAAAGGAGAAUGUCCAUUUAAAUUGGAUUGUGUCUCAGUAGUGCAGUUGAUUUCGGAAUAAGUGAAAGUCAGUUUGUUACUAGUAUGCAGAUUUUAUAAACAAGCAAAAAUGGGCGUUAUUAUGUGAUCAGUAAAAGGUCAUAGGUCAACCCCUUCUCUCUGAAACAGUCACUGUGCCAGAUAACAUCCAGCGACUGGGCACAUUUUAUAUCAGACUUUGUUCAUGUUUUACACCAGAUUGGUUCCAUGUAUUUUUAUUUUAUGUUUUCAGUCCCUUUAAAAACAAUAUAAGGAAUAAUCUGAUAAAGCCAUGCUUGUCUCUUGUUUUAGGUGAUACAGCAACUGAUCAAGGUUGACAUGAGGACAUCUGAAAGUUGUUAAUAUCACAUGCAUAUUACAAAUUAGAUUAUAAUCCCUGAUUAGUACCAACUGUGCGGAUUGGUGAAUUAAUCCGGUUGGUAGUCCCUGUUGGGAAAUACCACUGUCACACUAAAACAGUAUGUUAUGAAAUAAAAAAAGGUAAUAUUUUUCACAGAGGCUAGUUUUUGUGGAAAUUGUGCUGAAGCAUUGGAUUUAAGUUCUACACUUUUACUGAACUCAAAGUUCCCAUAAGAUGCCUUUUCAUUGACUCAUUUUGGGGACUUCUCCAUUAGGAUGAUGGAUCUGCAAGGUCUCGGUAGGCUUACAAAUAAAAGCAAGAAGAAUUGAGAUUGAAGGAUGGCCAUCACUGGAGACGUGAGAUACUGUGAGAUCCAUAAAGAUCUUUUGUUGGGGCCACUGUUACAGCAGCCAUUUCACACCGAUUCCGUUUGUAGUAUUUGACUUCUCUCAUUUGUUUCAAGUGUGCAGGAAAUGAUGUUGUCCCCUCUGCUGUAGUGCCACCUCGAGACCAGCAGAAAGACUGCUGCUGUCACACUCCAGCCCCUUGUCCAAAACCAACCCUCAUCAGUAUGUAAAAUGACCGUCUGGUUGAAAAUUAUUUGUCUUGUAAAGAGUACAAUAAAUAAUAAAAUAUC
Pungitius pungitius (ninespine stickleback) is the source of this 3531-nucleotide messenger RNA. RefSeq names its product DnaJ (Hsp40) homolog, subfamily C, member 11b (gene dnajc11b). Bases 1 to 1734 code for a protein of 577 amino acids. Gene Ontology annotation, biological process: cristae formation. Lineage: Eukaryota; Metazoa; Chordata; Actinopteri; Perciformes; Gasterosteidae. The record is from RefSeq and is a predicted model, not a curated record. The transcript has 16 exons.